AUGGAGUCUGUUCGUCGAAUUAACCGAUGGACUCAGGAAGAGGACUCAAUCCUCAUCCAGAAACUCUACGAGCAACAGACCUAUGACCUUGCUGGCGCAGCUACUGAUUGGCAAAAGAUUGCCGCCGGCCUCCCUGGCCGGUCGAACAAAGACUGCCGGAAACGAUGGUUCAAUGUCCUCAGCGGGGGCCUACGAAAAGGUGCUUGGUCACCUGAAGAAGAUUCGUACCUGAGGGAUGCCGUGCGGAUCGAGGGAAAGUCCAUGUCCCCCAACGCACUGCAGACCGUAUGUUUUAUCAUGAUAACAUUCAUAAGAAACAAUUCAGAAUCUAAUUGGGUGUUAGAAUGUGCAAAACGGUGGCAGCAUUUCCUGGAUCCUACCCUCGAUCGCUCUGAGUGGACAUCAGAAGAGAAUGAACGUCUACUCCGCGCAGUGCAGCAACACGGCCGUCGUUGGCUGGAUAUCCGUAACCAAUACCUCCCUCUGCGAUCUCCAAAUGCCCUGAAGAACCAAUAUUCAAUUCUUAUGCGCCGCCAUGAAAGGAAUCUUGCAGCUGUGGGAAAGAAGACCCAGAACGUAAUGGACAUCCCUUCGAGCUAUCAUUCAACCUCAAUGAGCACACCAAAAAACCCCAGUAGCCGCACUGGGUCAAAAAAAUCUCGCAAAUCUCACUGCGGGUCUGAGACCUAUAUUAAAGCAGAACCAGAUGACGAUUUUAUGGACUCGUUUUAUGGAGAACCUGAGUUCAAGCCCACCACGGACUAUGGCUUUGUUGGAAAAGGGGUCACGACGCCUGACCCAAUUGCCAGUCCAUACGCUGGAUUCCUCAAACAAGAAGAGGUAUCACUGACUGAAUACGACACUCCAUUUUAUACUUCGAGCCUCGGACCACAGUACGAAGCCAGCGCUAUUCAGAUAUCCCACAUGGAUGCCAGUAUCCCAAGAAAUACCACUGAAGACAUGUGGAUGGCAUAUCCCACAUCGCCAAGCUCAACAGCACCUAGUGAUGGUGAUCUCGGCGGUCUCCCUCACAGAGAUCAAUGGGGCUACAGCGUGACAGGCAUACCACUGCAAGACCAAAAUGCACUUGCGACAUACGCAUACAGCGGUUACCAUUGA
Trichophyton benhamiae CBS 112371 is the source of this 1119-nucleotide messenger RNA. RefSeq lists its product as uncharacterized. The coding region runs from base 1 to 1119 and encodes 372 amino acids. Gene Ontology annotation, biological process: positive regulation of transcription by RNA polymerase II; mitotic cell cycle. Gene Ontology annotation, molecular function: RNA polymerase II cis-regulatory region sequence-specific DNA binding; DNA-binding transcription factor activity, RNA polymerase II-specific. Gene Ontology annotation, cellular component: nucleus. The record is from RefSeq and is a predicted model, not a curated record. The transcript has 5 exons. Lineage: Eukaryota; Fungi; Ascomycota; Eurotiomycetes; Onygenales; Arthrodermataceae.